This is a messenger RNA of Symbiodinium sp. CCMP2456, 257 nucleotides long. Lineage: Eukaryota; Dinophyceae; Suessiales; Symbiodiniaceae. The record is from the annotation of a GenBank genome assembly.
GCGUCCAGUUCAGGGGACCUCCAAGGACGCCGAGAGGCCCUGGUCUUCCCGGAGGGCCGGGGCCCAUCUCCAAGGGGACAGGGGAGGCUAUGCCGAAGCUGCCGCGACCUGGUACCCCACGGACAGCCUUAGCGACGGCUUUGCCACCCUCCACUCCGCCUGGCCCGCAUGUUCCGGCGCCCUCACCAGGGCAAGGACCAGAGACGGAGGUGCCGCAAUAUGCGACAGCGGAGGCUGGCACGGAUCCUUCGCAAUGA